AUGUCUGGACCAAGAAUACAACUCAACAAUGACCCAAACGAACUUCAACCCCCGGGGGAAUCAACACCAAAUACUCGCAAGACACUACACCAAAACAUAUUUGGCAAAUUACGCCCGGUCCCACUCCAAUAUCACUGGACAGUUUGGUUUGACAGGCACAACAAUCCGGCCAGCAACGCCACCUGCACCAGUCCAAGUAGCGACAGCAGCAGCAACACACAAUCACAAGAACAGUAUACCUCACGUCUCACGAUCCUAUACGAGGACAUCGCCGACAUCGCCAGUUUUUAUCGAGUAUACAACAACUACCCCUGGGACAAGAUCCGUUUUCGUGAUACAGUACACAUAUUCCGUAAGGGUGUAAAGCCGGUAUGGGAAGACCCCGAGAAUAUGCAGGGUGGAUGCUGGACGUUCCGCGUACCGAAAGCCAAGGGACAGGAAUUUUUCCACGAGAUUGCUAUUUUGGUGAUGGGGAAUGAGUUGCAGGCUGCUGUGGAGAGUGAGCACGACCAUGUCCUUGGAGUUAGUAUCUCGGUUCGGUUUAAUACGCAUUUGAUAUCUGUCUGGAAUAAGCUUGGUUCCAAUGAGCGUUCAGUCAAGAUACUUGAGCAAACUAUCAUUGAUCGACUGUCGCCGGAGUUGAGACCUGCUGAUAAUAAGAGCUAUGUCUCGUCUUCUUCCUAUUUUUACAAGAGGCAUGCGGAUCACGACGGGUUUCAGGAGGCGGUUGAAAGGGUGAAGGGCUCUGAAGAGGAGUGA
This is a messenger RNA of Talaromyces marneffei, 759 nucleotides long. RefSeq lists its product as uncharacterized. Gene Ontology annotation, cellular component: eukaryotic translation initiation factor 4F complex. Gene Ontology annotation, molecular function: RNA 7-methylguanosine cap binding; translation initiation factor activity. Bases 1 to 759 code for a protein of 252 amino acids. The record is from RefSeq and is a predicted model, not a curated record. The transcript has 2 exons. NCBI's taxonomy places the organism in Eukaryota, Fungi, Ascomycota, Eurotiomycetes, Eurotiales, Trichocomaceae. Gene Ontology annotation, biological process: translational initiation.